Molecule: messenger RNA, 1320 nt
Organism: Perkinsus marinus ATCC 50983
Lineage: Eukaryota; Perkinsozoa; Perkinsida; Perkinsidae
Exons: 2
Coding region: 1-1320 (439 amino acids)
Molecular function (GO): oxidoreductase activity
Source: RefSeq, a predicted model, not a curated record
AUGCCGCGCUCCGACCCUUCUGAGCUCUCCUUGCCUCUCAUUAACCCCUCACGUCAACCUAAGAGGCGUCUUCGGAACAUCGUCAUUGGCUUUGUCAUCAUAGUAGCCGUCUUCGCGGUCCUCUAUGCUCUCAAAUGCCUGGUCGCUGGGAACUCGGUAGAGGCGACUGAGCCCAACACCCUCUUACCGGUCACAGCUGUAUCUAGUCUUGUUGGGGACCUCUGUAGCUACGGCAGACGGCACAAUAUAGAGUACCAUGGCUACUUCUCGGAUCACUCGCCCUAUCUCUCAAUUUCCCUCUCGCGAUCCGGGGCCGGCAGCAACAAGACCAUUGACGACUUUAUGAGGUAUCAAGAACGCCUCGACCCUGCAGUUCCACCGGAUGUGUCGAUAACGAACGUUAGUGACGUUGAGAAGUACAUCAAUAACAAGAGGGAACACUACGGCUCUUUUCUGAAGUAUUUCGACUCGGAAGUAAGGCAAGCCGCCAGUGUAGAUGAUGUGGUCCGCACUCAUUUCCCCCGUGUUAGUAGAGGCCUUGGGGGCGCGGCAUUCCAUCCUCUUAUUCUCACGGGCGUAGCGUUGGAGGCGGAGAACGGUCUGUUGCUGGCCGAGGGCUUGGCCUACCUCCACGUUAGAACUAUGCGGGAUGCAGAUCCUGAGGAAGCUUCAAUGGUCGCCCCUGUCUCGAGUGCCUCCCCUGUUGAUGUCCUCUUCAACUUCACUGCGGCGAUCUCGGAGAUGCUACCACUACCCAAUGGGACUACUCGAGCGGACUUCCUCACUAAACCAGAGCUUCGCAGUGUCUUGUUGAAGCAAAGGGUAGAUUGGCCUCAAGAUUUCGACCGACUACAGCGUGCCGUAUCCGAUCAACUCAUCCCGUUGGCCGCUGCUGCGCUAUACUACUCUGAUAAUGAGUUCUUCGUCCUCCACGGUUGGACCUCCCUCUACGCGCUGGCAAGGCUGAUACCCCAUUUGGGCAGAGCCAAUGUCGAUACGGCAAGGUCUGCUGUGGACUCCUGGUUCCGGGCCUAUAUGGCGGCGUUUGCUCAACGAGGGCUUCCCGGUGCUAAAGACGUCAAAGGGUGGAUUCAGGGCGAGCAGGAGGAAGCCCAACUAGAGGCCGAUUGGACCACGUGGACCCAGCAGGGACAGGAGGUUGUGAACAAAGACCCUGGCCAGGUUCAUGUUAUUAAGAGUAUAUGGAUGCUGCAUAUGCGGUGGGCUGAGGCCAAUCCUGAUGAUGUGAAAACGCGUCAGAUGAUGGCGCGUGCCGCCAAGAACUUGGCUGAAAGACCUAUACGUUUCGCCAAGGUUUAG